CCUGCGGAGUAAGAGCUGUCAUCUCACAGAGAUCCAGAUCUGCCAUUCAUGUGGAUUUUCUUCUAACUUUUACCAGAGGACUUGGUCUGUUUUUGUGCCACCUCAAGGCGAUCUGUUUUGGAUCAGAAGUGAAUUUUGGUUUCAUGGAGUAUCUCAGCUGAGACCCUGCGUUGUGGUGUACACGUGGAGGUUGAUCAGAGGAGGCUUUCUGUCUUGCUCUGAGGUCAGAGAUUGUCAUUUCGAACCAGACUCUUUGUCAACAGCAUCGAAAAAGAGCCCUGACUCCACAAACAUUGUACUGACCCUACACUGAAGUUGCCUGGAGCUGCAGGACAAGAAACAUAAAGCAGAGGACAAUAAAGCAAAUAAAAUUAAAAAAGACACUCUUCAUGAAUUCCCCUAAAGCCUGAAGGGCAAAAACUGCAAGUUGACUGGUGGUUCUGAGAAGAUAUGUGGACAAUCAGUAUGGCUUGGCUGUGUCUUCCAGCCUGUACUGUCCUCCUUGUUGGCUGCUUUCAUACAGCUGUCACAGAAGAUGAUGUCACUCCGCGCCUCACCUUCUCCUACAAUGCAAAAGAGAGGACAACCAGAAGUUUCUCAGCCAGCGAGGUCUUCAACUAUACCUCUCUCCUGCUAAGUAGCGAAGACAACAUGCUCUACGUUGGGGCUCGGGAGAUUCUCUUUGCUCUCAACCUCUCUGAUAUCAGUGCAGUCAAGCUACAAAAAAAUCUCAUGUGGAAAACUCCAGAGAAGAAAAGAGAAGAGUGCAGUUUCAAAGGCAAAGACCUGCAGACGGACUGCUUCAACUACAUCAAGAUUUUGCUGCGUAUGAACAGCACUCACCUGUAUGUAUGUGGAACGUAUGCCUUCAGCCCCAUCUGUGCUUACAUAAGCACUGCAGAUUUUUCUUUUGUGAGGAGCGAUACUGGUGAGAUUGUUUCAGAGGAUGGACGAAGCCGCUGCCCAUUCAACCCUGAGUACAAGUCCACUGCCAUCAUGGCUGACGGAGAGCUGUAUGCCGGCACAGUCAGUAAUUUCCAAGGAAAUGAACCCAUCAUUUACAAGAGUUUGAGCCAAGGAACUGCUCUAAAAACAGAAAACUCACUCAACUGGCUUCAAGAUCCAGCCUUUGUUGGCUCUGCCUACAUACAGGAGAGCCUGCCCAAGGGCAACCCAGUGGGCGACGAUGAUAAGAUUUACUUCUUCUUCAGUGAAGCCGGGAAGGAGUUUGACUUCUUUGACAACACCAUUGUGUCACGCAUUGCUCGUGUGUGUAAGGGUGACGUCGGAGGCGAGAGGGUAUUGCAAAAGAAGUGGACCACUUUCCUGAAGGCUCAGCUCCUGUGUUCUCUGCCUGAUGAUGGCUUCCCCUUCAACAUAAUCCAAGACAUGUUUGUGCUCACGCCUAGCCCGGAGGACUGGAAGAACACUGUGUUUUAUGGAGUUUUCACAUCUCAGUGGUACAAGGGUGCAUCAGGAAGCUCUGCAGUGUGUUCCUUCACCAUGGACCAGGUAGAAAAUGCGUUCAAUGGGCGAUACCGGGAGGUGAACAGAGAGACCCAGCAGUGGUACACAUACAACCAUCCAGUCCCAGACCCACGGCCCGGAGCGUGUAUCACAAAUGCUGCCAGAGAGCAGGGCAUCUCUUCUUCUCUGCACAUGCCAGACAAAGUGCUGAAUUUUGUCAAAGACCACUUCCUGAUGGACAACGUGAUCCGCAGCCAGCCUCUCCUGCUGAAACGUAAUGUGCGCUACACACAGAUUGCCGUCCAUCGAGUCCAGACAGCUACAAAAAUGUAUGAUGUGCUCUUCAUUGGCACAGAUGAUGGGAGACUCCAUAAAGCCAUUAAUGUCAAAAACAAAAUGCACAUCAUUGAAGAGAUGGUGCUCUUUCGAGAUUCUCAACCAGUACAGCAUAUUGAGCUGGACACUGAAAAGGGUCAGCUUUAUAUUUCAUCUCUUUCUACACUGGUGGAGGUCCCAGUAGCUAACUGCACUAAUUAUCAGAGCUGUGGGGAGUGCAUCCUCUCCAGGGAUCCAUACUGUGCCUGGAAUGGGAGGCAGUGUGUUGAUGUCAGACGUUCUCCUGCAAGCAAUGCUGGACAACAAGAUGUAGAUGACGCAGACACAUCAGCUAUUUGCAACAAGACUGGGCCGAGUCCACGGCCUGCUAAACCUCCACCUGCACGUGCAUCAUCAUGCCAGGUGAUCAUUAUUCCAGCCAACACAUUCAAAGUACUGCCUUGCAAGCUGCGCUCUAAUUUGGCUGAAAGGAAAUGGGAGUUCAGUGAGAGUGCAGGUCACUUCCAUUACCCGAGCCCAGAGGGAGGACUGGUGGUGGUAGCUCAAGCUGACAAGCAGGAAACCUAUGAGUGCUGGUCAGUGGAGGAGGGCUUCAGACAGCUGCUGGCGAACUACUGCGUGAGGGGCGAGGCCAAGCAGGAAAGCACCACCCUGACAGGCCGGUCUCGCACACCACAGAUCAACCUGCCGGAGGAGACUCGCUUGCCACAGAUCAACACCAAGACCUACUGGAAUGAGCUGAUCGUGGUGUGUGCCCUGCUGGGAUUUUCUCUGGUGGUCUUCUCACUAUUUGUGGUUUACAGGAACCGCGACCACAUGAAAUCCAUGCUCAAGGAGGGAGAGUGCCCAAACAUGCAACAGAAGAAGCCAAGAAUAGUGGGGAAACCAGCUGAAAACUUGCCACUCAAUGGCAGCACAGUCACAACAUCAGUGCCAGAUCACAAAGGGUACCAGACCCUUAACGACAACUACAUCUGCAGCACUCCACCCCAUGAGUGCUCGUCGCCCGACAACAGCAAGAGCUUCUCAGAGUCAGAGAAGAGGCCUCUAAACUUAAGGGAAAGCCACGUAGAGAUUUCUCCCACAUGCCCGCGACCACGAGUAAGACUAGGGUCCGAGAUUAAAGACUCGAUAGUGUGAGGCUGGCUUCAUGUUGCAUGGAGUGAACUGAAAAGACAAGAGUGCACUUGUUGAGAGAGACAAACAUAAUAGGACAGGAAAGCUGCACUCUCACUGAGAAACAUUUCAUUACACAGAUUUUGCACUUUUUCCUCUUUUGUUCUGUCCCUGUGGUUCAAUGUGCAUUUCAUUUAGUUUUUUCUCACACACUCUUCAUCCAAGUGCAUUUGACGCACACUGCAGAAGCUCCGGUUUGCCUUCAGACUUCUGUCGCUUUCACAUACAGCUCACAGGAAUGUAACAAGCAUAGCGGUGACGUCACAACCACGAUUUAGCAACUGAAUUGCAGAGCAUUGCCUCUCUGUCCGUCCAUAUACUGGGAAUGCUUUGAAAGGCAGAUUAUUACUCAAACAUGUUGCCACUAACACUGACAUAGUAUCUGAUGUUUUAUUUCCAUUCUAUUAUCUGGUGAGAGUCCACUCUUCGCUGAGGCUAUGCACUUUGUACUGUACUGUAGCAAAGUAAACACAGCAGAAUAUACACGGACAAGCCAGACAAUUUGCUAGAUAGCCUGUGUGCAUUUACAUGAGUUUACUCAUUACUUUAGACAGAAAAACAACACAGCAAGAACAAAGUAAUGAUACAGAGAUGAGAUUCAAGAGUUUCAUCAAACUUGUUGUGAUAUAAAGCAGAUAGUCAUCACAGUAGGAAACUUACAGAAACUCCCGUCAUUUCUGCUGCAACACCACAAGAGCAAAAAAAUUAUGAUGUAAAUGAGGACACAACUAUCAUUUUUAAGUAUUUGAACUGUGACUGGGUGUAAAUAUUUCUCUAAGGAAGCCUAUCUUUGAUUUUUUUUUUUUUUUUUUUUUUUUUUGUUUUGUUUUGUUUUUU
This is a messenger RNA of Melanotaenia boesemani (Boeseman's rainbowfish), 3816 nucleotides long. It is a transcript of the gene sema4ba, whose product is annotated as sema domain, immunoglobulin domain (Ig), transmembrane domain (TM) and short cytoplasmic domain, (semaphorin) 4Ba. Bases 451 to 2943 code for a protein of 830 amino acids. Lineage: Eukaryota; Metazoa; Chordata; Actinopteri; Atheriniformes; Melanotaeniidae. Gene Ontology annotation, molecular function: semaphorin receptor binding; chemorepellent activity. The transcript has 15 exons. Gene Ontology annotation, biological process: semaphorin-plexin signaling pathway; negative chemotaxis; positive regulation of cell migration. The record is from RefSeq and is a predicted model, not a curated record.